AUGGCUAAAAUACUCCAUCGACCAAUUCGUGCACUUACUUAUCCAGAAGACAGUUCACUAGGGAUAUUUUUUGCAUUAGCAGUACCUCUACCAGAUCCGGAUAAAUCAGUAUCAGUCUCAUAUUUUUUUGAAGCCUCUUACCAACUACCACCCAACUCUACAUUAUUCGCGCCCUGGAAUGAGAAACGGCGCAAGCGAUCGAUAGAUCGUAAAACAAUUUAUCAGAUUAUUGAAAAUAAAUUUGAGAGUUUUGGAUUUUCCGGGCAUUCGUGUUUAUUGAGAUCAAUAUGCGAGACUUUGAAAUUUGAUUUGAGUGAGAACGGGAUUUUAGGCGAUAUCUUUAAUGUUGUAUUUAUACCGUCGACUUCUCAACAGGAGAAUUUGCCGCAGGACAUUGUCGAGGCUGAACUAAUCGGACAAACUAGGAACUGCACAAAAUACCAUUGGAAUUGUCCCGUGGGGCUCUUGGACUUGAUUGGAAUCCUCGUGUAA
Microplitis demolitor is the source of this 492-nucleotide messenger RNA. RefSeq lists its product as uncharacterized. The transcript has 3 exons. Bases 1 to 492 code for a protein of 163 amino acids. The record is from RefSeq and is a predicted model, not a curated record. Lineage: Eukaryota; Metazoa; Arthropoda; Insecta; Hymenoptera; Braconidae.